Molecule: messenger RNA, 28478 nt
Organism: Xyrichtys novacula (pearly razorfish)
Lineage: Eukaryota; Metazoa; Chordata; Actinopteri; Labriformes; Labridae
Source: the annotation of a GenBank genome assembly
AGAGUUGUAAAAAUUGCCCCAAUCGUGCGCCUCAGACGUACGAGAAGGCGUGCCUAACAUUGCGCUUAAAUUUAAGUCUGAGAAUUGACGAGUGGUACUCUCUGCUUUGGAUUUACGCCUGACAAGUGAAUUGAAGAUUAUUGGCUGUGUUUGGAUCGUAUGUGAAGCUGAUCUUUUUGCUUCUUUACUGCUGAAUUUGUGUCUCUUUUUGGAGCGAGGGACGGAAUUGUGCCACACCAGAGCUUUCCGAGGCGCAUCAAAGGGCGAUACAGCUGUCAAAACGCGAGGUUCAGCAUUUUCCUCAACGCCUAACCUUGCGUGGCAGAAGUGACAUAUAAACCUCUGGUGACAGUGCACGUGUUGAGGAGUGUAAUCGACCCCGAUUCCUUAAAUUGGCGCGUGGAGAGCAAAUGGCCAUCGGGCGUCCGCCUCGCAGCGCGCACAAAUCCAUGUGAUGAGGAUCGGUCACACUUUGUGGAGCUUCUUUAUGGCUAAAACUGGAGAUUUUUCCCUGUGUGGACACGAUUUGAGGAACUAAAAGUUUUUAUUUAUACUAUUUGUUUCUUAUCUUAAAUUACUUUUACGGUGUCAAUGAUGACAGAGAAUAACGAGGUGGAGAGCGACUCUCAGCUCCAGCGCUCACCUAGCUCCAUGUCCAUCCAACCGAUGACAUCCAAGGCAAGUAUUGAAGGUUUUUGUUGUUCUUUUUUUAAGGGCUCACUUAAGCCGCUCGUCUUGUGGCCUUCCCUACAGUGUCUACACCUGAAUCCCACCCCCCACCCCAGAAAAAAGAGCAAAAACUUUCCAUGCAGCUCCCUCUACAAAUCCAGAUCUGAGUAACGAUAGGUGGAAUAAUCUUGUGGAUAUCUAUGGAUGUGUUUACCGUCACUAUGCAGUUUUGUGCGCUAAUUGUAUUUUUCCGGUACUUCGUGUAUUAUUAUUGAUGGCAGAACCUCACAAUUGCAGUUGCUGUCAUCAUGACUGCGUCACGAGGUGUAACCUCUCACGUAAGGUCUGAUGUCACCCCGUCUCCUCCUUUCUCUCCCCCUUGUCUAAACUUACUUCCUGCGACACACACACAGAAGUUUGUACCGUUACAUAAACUACAGACUGUGGUGUAUUUAAAGGGAAACGAUGGAAGAGCACAAAUGCAAGCGAGCUGUUAGAAACUUUUCUUUAGUAAUUUUUUGGCUGAUAUGCAGGAUUGGAAUCUUAAAGACCGAGAGCUAGGUGCCUUUACAAAGCGACUAAAUGAAUCCAUUUUAAUAGUUGUUUUUACUGUAUUCAAGUUUCAAGUACUGUACUUGUGCAAGCUACCUCGGUGCAUCAAGGACACUUCAUUCAUUCAUUCAUUCAAUAAGGCCCAAAAAUCAGAAUCAACUCCUCCUUGUCUGGAUCUUUAUGAAGCUCAUGCCUUGUGUCUGCUCCACCCACACACACACUUAGCUACAUAACCAGCUGAUUGUCUCUGCUUCAUUUGAAUAUGUGAUGCAUCCCGUGGGAAGCUGUAAACCAGCAUCGUUAGAAGUCUAUAUAUCGCCCCUCUCUGCCAUUUGGCUGUAUCCACUUCCCCCACGCCACACCUGCUGCUCCCACAGAAAAUUGGGUGAUGUUCCAUCUAUGCCAAGCUGGACUGAUUGGUAUUCACUUGUCCCCCCUUUUCUGCCUGUCUUCACCACAUCACUACCAUUUAUUCUCCCAACUAAUCAGACAGGCUAUUCAAUCACUAGCUCCCUACCUCGUCCCCCUCUGCUCUGACAAUCGAUUGAGGCUGCGCAGGUUGAAUACCUGUGCUCUGUGUGAGGUAGAUUUAACCUUCAGAGCUCCUGCCCCUGUCACAGCUCAUACAGGCAGGUGAAAGGUUGAUUUAGACAUCUUUUGAACUCUUUAAAUGGUCAGGAUUCAAAAGACUGGGGGGCAGGUAUCAGUGUGGAGUUAGGAGCCAGUAGGGUAUGCAUCAAAAUUGGGUAAGCAAAGCUAGCAUGCAGAGAUAGUGAGGCAGCUUCAAAGCCAGUACAACAGCUUGUGUCGGCACACUAGAAAGCAAUCUGAAUGCUUGUGGGCAACUUUUUUGUGGGUCCAUCCAAGUCGCAUUUUUUUUUCCAUUAAUGUGUAAUAAAAAUCUACACAUUAACAUUGUAUCUAUUUUUAACAAUUAAAAAAAAAAGCUAGAGGGUGUAAUUUUUGAAAGAAUCUAAUCAGACACGGAGCCAUGUAUCCGUGAUGUUAGUAAUUAGAUCAGCAUGACGAGGAGAGAGAAGGGGACUCGCUCUGAUAGCAGAUGCUCCUUGAAAUUUACCAGCAGAAAAUUUCCCACAAAGAUGAAUAUCAGAUAUCAGAAACACAGUGAAACUUGCCAGGGGAUUAAGAGCAAAUGAAGCAUGGACUUUCUCACAAAACUGUCCUGUGGUCUGUGCCAAGGCUGGGAGGAACGUGAGUGUUAGAGCAGAUGAGACGCCUGAGCAGCAAUCAUCGUGAAAUAGGGUCCUUCUUUACUGAGAGCUGUUUGAUCUGUCAGGGCUGGUGAUGCUGGUGAAAGGGGGGCUUUGCUUUGAUAGAGGUGCACAAGAAGACCUGUAUUUCCUUGAGAUGGGCACACAGGACAAUCUUGAGAACAGCGUCCAGACUGGAAAUGAUUCUCUGCUACACAUUUUAGAGGUCAGGUUCAUUUUUAGCUUGUCCACAGUGUGAUAAAAAUAUUUUCCCUUUGUUCCCCUUGUAUUUUACAACCAGUCCUUUAUUCAGUGUGGACUCUUUCGCACAAAUAUAGAGAUGAGUGAUAUUAGGUCACCACAGUUUUAAAUGGAGGGCCUGUCAUGGCUUACAAAUCAGUGUUAUAUCCAAACAUAUCUCACUGGAGCUUUUCAAUAACACUAAAACACAUAGUUUGUUGCAUGACAGUAGUUUAAUCCAUGAUUGUGAUUUAAUCCGUUAAAGAUUUUAAGCCUAAAAAGGUAGGUAAAAGACUUUCCCAGGUAUUUAUCCAAAAAAUCCAGCAGACUCAAAGCACUCAAAUUAAUAUCACCAUUUAGCUGUCUAUCAGGGACAGUGCAGUUAUGUAUCCGAUCUUAACUGUGCAUGAAACAGUAGUGUAAAUUUAGAGCUAUUCAUGAGACCAGAAUGACAAUUAAGAGAUCAACUAAAAUUAUUACAUUUAACUUCAAUGAGCUGUGACAGUUUGUUUUAAUUUUCUCAUCAACCUUUGCAGUAGAAGUCGUCUUAGCUCAGUUAGCGCAGUGACACUGAGGCACUUCUAAUAAACUACAGUGGCGUCUGUGGGAUCUCUGCUGCCAUUUUUCUGAGUUUCUUCGCUGACAUCUCUUUAAAACCACCCACCCUUUUAAUCUCAUUAACUCUCACUUCACUCCCUCCCCAAACGGAGGCUUUGUUACACAGAUUUGAGUGACGUGAGCCAAGGAGUAAGUUGCAGAGGGAGGCCUGAAGGGGCCAAGGUCUUCAUUAAUGAAUGUAACACCUCUACUGCUGUGAGGUUUAUUGAUGUGACACAACAGGAAAGGUGUGAACUGUGGAAAUUCUGGACUACUAGAAGGCUACAACUCUAGCUAAAAAUAAGACUGGUGCAGCGUUAAUGAGCUAUAGGAAUAUCUGUUAUGGCGAUUCGUUUUCGUCACUGCUGAUGCUCAUUCAGAAAUAGCCACCGGUCCAAGACUCACAGACACCGUGGUGUGGUUGAGCUGUAGUGUGUCUCUGUGUGUGAACAGUGAUUGGGUGAGUGAAAAUGGGCGGAUAAUGAGUUGCCAGGGCAGAGCAGGGUGGUGGUGUUGGUGUUGACUGUGUGUGCGUGAGGGAAGUGGCUGUAAUCCACACUACUAUUUCACACUGAGCCUCUCGGCUGUAAAACAAUCACAGAGAGGGUCAGAAGAGUGUGUGCAGACACAUGGGGUGUGUAUAAGUGCAUGUGCACCAGAGAAAAACAAUGGGAACAGCAUGUCAUUACGUAUUUCUUAUCUGUUAUUCAGAAGGGGAAUCUGGUAUGCUGUCAUUCAUGAUGUUCAUUUCUCACUGAGUAGAGACGGGGCUGGACACCGACUGAUAAAAACCAGGAGAUUUAAGCGGUUGAAAUACUUUGCUUUAAAAUUAUGAUUCAUUUAUUUUGUCUCUGACUGUGAUUUGCACUCCAGAAUAACAUAACCCGCCCCUCCUCUAACCUCUGUUUAGCUGCAGCGACUUUUGUCUCUUUAUUCCAGGUUUACAUACUCUGCACAAAACAAUUGACGCCACACAGCGAGCAAAGAUAUACAUAAUUACAUCCCAAAAUAAACCAUGUGCCUGGUAACUGAGGGUAAUUAUUUCCUCGGGUACCACAUACUCAGCUUAUGACCUAGAAUUUGACUGAGACAGUAAACUGUCUUUUUCAAACUAGACCACACAGGUUUUACCCUUUAUAAGGCGGACAUAUCCUCAUUAAAUAUAAGUGCGAGGUCAGACACUGUGACGUCCGCCCUCUGAACAGUUCUCUAUAGAUAAACUAGAUUUAAGGAAGGUGGGGCAUGAAGCUGAAAAGAACUUUCAAAGCUGAAAUUACAGACAACAGAAGAAAAAGACAUACUGCAAUCAAAAGUCACUCAAUGUAUGUAACGCUGAGGUUUUGAUUCUGGGUCUGUUGCAGUCACUCGGCUGUUUCUACCCUAUUUCUGCUGCACCUCCUGCUUUUCUAUCAGUGAAUCAGUCAUAGUGAAUCAGGGACUCGCACAGUGCUGGUCUUAAUAGGUAGAGUGGAAGAAGAGGAAAUAAGAUUCAUUUGAAGACAGGAUUUUUUUCACAGACAUCUAUUAAAGACCCUUCACUUAAUUCUGGCUCAAGGUUUUAGAGAGUUAGUAUUUUGACCUUAACUUGUGAUUAAAAAAAAGACAAAAAGAGUCACUUAGAAGUCCAUUUUAAAUCCUCUGUACUUAAAUCGAACAAACAGCAUAAAACUGAAGCACAUCAUAACCACAGACUGUAUUUAUGGUCGUAUCUCCAGUGGGGCCACAUCUCUGCCUUUCGGUCUUAACCUCAUGACAGGCAGCAGCACCCCAUAAGUAACUCAGCCUGGCCCUUGGCCCCAUUAUAUUCUGACAGAGGGAAGAAGAGCCACUCUGGAAUAAAAGCUUUAUCAUUGAGUUAUAUCUGCUCAAACCCUGCUGUCCCUAUGGAGAAUUGAUUUUGGACAUUUAUGGCCACAUGUGAGGAUGACUAGAGGUCUGUAUAUAGAUCAAACGUGUGAAUUAUGGGCUUUUCCAGGACAGCUGGAGCAGGCCUUUGUAAGCGGUCUGCAGCAGUGUGAAGAAUAUUGACUUUGCAGGUGCAAGUAACUGCAAUCUAUGUAAAGAGUUUGCAUUGCAUUAGGGUUGAUACAAAGAAUGUGUUUACAGAGAGACAUUAUUUUCAGGAAAAAGCAUUUUUCUGAAGUUGACAGGCUUUGUGUGUUUUACUUGUCAGAAUCACAGUAAAAGGAUAAAUGACAGGCUGAGUCGGGGCCCUCUCUACUUGACAAGCAUUGUCAUGAAAUUGCAGUGGAUCAAUAAUACAUGGUACAUCAAAAGCGGUGUAACAUCUGUGGAAACGCUCAGCUCACUCUCCCCCAGAUUUUUAUCAACAUCGACAUUUCACCUGUCAGAGAAAUGAGAGUGAGAUGAUGCAGAUGAAUGGAGACUGUGUGUACGAUGACCCAAAUACAGAAUGCUAUCACACCAGCUUUGACUCAGAAGUAUGACGCUCUCAGCUAAUGUUCAAAGGGAGGCAAACGGGAAUGCUUUUUGGGCUUGCACACUGACAGAUUAUUAGAUUAGCUGUAAUUGAGACAUGUGCUUCAGUAGGAGCUGUUCUGCCAGCACUCAUCCGCUAUAACUGAGAGAUCGGCUCACGACUCUAAUGCUGCAGUAUACAUUGGAAUAAGUGGCAAGUAUUGUGAUAGUAAUUAACAGGAUCAAAUUAUGCACAACACAUUCUUUAUAAAUCAUCACAACUUUAUGGUUUGUAAACUGUUACUGGGCGCUCACACCAAGCGCGAGUAAAAUCAUCUACUUGCUUAAUCUGCACGAAUCUAGACGUGUGAAUGAAUAGUAUUUACUCGCAUCAUUCGCGCGUCAAAGGUAAUUUCAACAGUAAUCCCUGCCAAUUCAACUAGCGGGAUCAAGUGAUCGACAAAAGUUUUUUACAAUUUACCAGGUAAUCUGACCUCCUCACUCACUUGUCUCCAGGUGAGCUCCGUUUUAUUCCGGUUUGGGUAAUUGAAAGAAAAGGUAUAUAAUUUGGGUCACCCACACACCGACUCAAUCAGUUUGUCCUCCAUUUAAGAUACCAGUGAACUACCGUCCAUUUUCAUACGUCACCCAGCACCCUUCAUGCUUGGUAGUUGUCGCGACGUGAAUACCUGCUCAAGUUGAGAUUGGCCCAAUUUGGGUCAUUUUUGCCGCCAGUGUCGUAGGAGUGUCUAAUUUUGUCUUUGCAUUGACUUAACAUGUAAUCCAUUUGCGCGAAUGAUUUUACUCGUGCUUGGUGUGUGGAGACAGUUAGAAUUUUAGCUGAUGGAGUUGUCAUAAAUCUUUGGCGGUUAAAAUUGCAUUUCUACACCUGGAAUGAGAAACAUGCCUCUUACUCAUCAUCAAAACCUGUGGAUUGUUGUUGGUGCCAAUCAGAAAAGUUCACAAUUUCAGUAAACCCACUGUAAGAAUCAGUUCUUUAGUUGACUGUUCAAAGAAGUCCAGAGAAAUCUUCUGUUCUCAGAUAUAACAUUCAUUCAGGUCACAUGAAAAGUAGUACAGCGCUUGACUCGGGAUGACAGAGCUCCUAGGAUCUCCAUCACGAGUGCCCAGUUCUGAGUAUAAUUCACAUUUAUCUCCUUGGGCAGGGAUUGCCCUGGACAGAGAGAGGUUGGACUUAAACACAACCAAGUAUCAAUGGCCAGUUAUCUCCGACAUGAACAGGCCAACCGCUGUUCAUGUGGUCUCACGAAAAUGUGCUAUGAAAUAUCUGUGUGUUUGUGUUGUUGACCUUGAGGUGUGUAACUACUUUAGCAAACCUGUCCAACAAAACAAAGAGAGCUUUGUGGCUCAUCAGAUUCUUGCUUAUCAAGCUAGGCUUCACACUGUUCUGAUUAGAAGAAAACAACCAGUAAGUUAAAUGAAAACACUUAAGUUGCAUGAGUUCAGUAAAAAAAAGUACAAAUCUAACGUUAGCAAUUACACCACAACCGCUUCAAACAGAUGUUUGUGCUGAAAGGGACCCAACACUGCUGUUUCCAUCAACUUUUAGUCUCAACAACAUACUAAGCAAAGUCUUAUCAUAUUUGUUAUCAAGAUGAUAAAUCUAUCUCCCCACCCCUCACAUGGAUGCAUUAGAUGAAUUAAAUGUCCUUACAUUUCUCUCUAAUCCCUAUAACCUCUGGCUUUGGAGAUGUUGCUGUUCAGCCACCUCUUAAAGCUGCAGAGAGCAGGACUGAGACCGAGUGCAGGAGUAGGGUGGGAGAGAAACUGUGGUUCGAUAUGCAGUGAGAAGCUCAAUUUAGCGACAAUGCAGCUGCGCUUCAACCUUCUCAGCGUGUCUCUUUGCAUUGCCCUCCGAUUCACCUGCAGCUCACCACACAGACAAACUUUCCACAUUCAGAGGAAACGCCAACAUUUUGCUAAAUCCCUUGCAUGCCUCUUUAAAAGACACCAAUUACAUUUGCAUCUGUUGCAGACAGACUGAGAACACAGGGGAGAUGGUGAUGUCUGUUUGUCCCUUUAUGUACUCUUUGAAAUUGCUCAGUGGUGGAUCCAAAAAUGACCCAAACACAGCUAUGUAAGAACAAAUCUCAAAGCUGCACACAGUUGGGCAUGUUCCCUAAAGAUACUAAAAUUUCCAUACACCCCUCCUGGAUUAUGAGCGAUAACUGAGAUAACUUGAAUAACUUGAAACUGUGCUCUGUAUAAAUACAGUAAAGAUAGAUUGAUAGAAAAUGUUUCUAUUUUAAAACAGUUGUUCUAAUAAGUUGAAAUAGAAAGUUUAAGAUGAGUUUUGACUCUAACUGAACUCUUUGACUCUUUGACUUUUAAGUUGUGUGGAGUAUUGCAACAGUAUUAAAACCCAUAACAGAUUUUAACUCAUGUGUAGUGAUUAUUAUAUUCUCAGCUUCUUACCUAAAACACAUUGUAUUUAAAUUGAUAUAUUUACACACAGCGGAAGGAAUUUUGCAAAGCAACUAUUCCUGAAUUGUUAAAACAGAAAUUUAAAUUCCUAUCAGUCACCUUGUAUAGAGAUAAGAAAACACCCAGAAAACAGACAAAAUUGAACACAACUAGUUAAACAUGGUUAAACAAGGGACUACAGAUAGUGUCAACAAGGUCAAAACAAAUGUCAAAGGAGUGCUUGCACUAGUAUGCCUGUCCUGAUGUACAUUGCUCUAUUCAUAUAAUGUAAUUUUUAGGGGUAGGAAUCACUAGUGGCCCCACGAUACUUGGGCCACAAUACAAUAUUAUUCCGAUAUUUAACAUUUCACAAUUCAGUGAGUAUUGCGAUACAAUGUACUGCGAUUUAUACAAUUUUUUCAACUGUUUAGCUAAUUAAGCAUUUGGCUUUCCUUUAUGUUUGUAUUAUUUAUGCUGUAUUUUAGUUUCGUGUAGCACAUCUUACAAACCUUAUAUAUAUUUGUUGUACUAACAUCCCCCUGCUGUAUGAUGUCAGCUCUGCCCACCUCACUGGACAACCAGUUGAUUUAAAUUUUUUUCAUGAUCAUAGAUUUUACUUCAUAUUAAUGAUUCAUUUGAAAAAUCGAUACUUGGUAAAUGAGACAAUACGAUAUAUCACCAGGCAAAAUAUCGUGAUUCUAUGCUGAAUCAUUUUUUUCUCCCAUCCCUAGUAAUUGUCAUUUUCUCAAUUAAAAUAGCUCAACGGAGCCGUACUAAUAAAUGCAGUCCUUUUACUGUGCUUGUUGACAUCCAGGUUGUAGAGAACUAUGGCUUUAAGGCUGAAAAUGAUGGGAGGCACAAAAACACAACAAGCAUUUUAGACUCAGGAUUUAAAAAGAACAAUAAGUUUGACUGACAAGUGCUUUUGACAGCAAUAGGCAAAGGGAGCUGUGUUUAAUUGUAAGUCGAAUAAAUGCCCAUAUCCUCAUAUAACAUAUUCAAACAUGUAUAUUUUCAGCAUCAACUACCUAGCCUUUGAAAUUAAUAAUAAGAAACAUCUCCAUCCUCAAAGAGCUGGAAGACAUGCUGCUGAUCUACAGAUAAAAACACCCUUCAUAGUAAUUACUGCAGAUAAACAACAGAUAUAGAUUACACACUGAAUUUUUAAUCUCCUACCAGAGAGUAAAAACAAAAAUCCUAUUCAAGAAUAUGUGUCGGACUAAAAAUAUACUCAGUCCCUGAUUAAAUCGCUAUCAAAGAUUUAACUUCUGAAAUGUUUAUCAAGCAAAACACACAGGGCACAACAUCAUUCUUCACAUGAAAAGCUAUAAUAAAUGGCAUUGCACUGUUUGGUACUCUAAUAUAGAUUUAUUAGAGGCGUCUGACCAUGGUAAUCUUUAUUAGAGAUCUAUAGGAAGCAAAUGAACUGUGAACACUUGCACUCAAAUACACUCCGACUUUUGUUUCUCCUGCUCUCCCUCUUUGGGUUCUUCACAAACACACACACCCACACACACAAACUCUGAUAGACAAACUGUUUUCAUAUCUUACUCCCAGAUGUGCAGAGCUGUAAACAGCAUGUCCCUGUAAGGUGAUUAUGUUUGGCGCUGAGCAGACAGCCAGACAGAGCGUGUGCACACGGCGUCUUCGGCCUACUGAUGAUGUGUCUGCUUUUCUGUCCAUGUUGAUCCAUUUUUUCCCGUGACAUGACCACACCCUCACACCACUCUCCUCCUGCCAAUCCCAUGUCAGCGCUAGAAACAGUGUCAGGGCAACAAAUGGAUGCCUAUCUUCAGGGAAACUAGCAUCAUCAUCUGUAAACAGAGCCGGAGGAAGAUUGUCAGGAAACGUGCAUUUAUCUGGCCAAUCAGUGCUAGAUAACUGCAGAAAACAAGGCUCACAGACGUGGCGGUCUCUGCUGUGACGUUUUGUUGUCUGAUUGUCUCAAAUGCAGCAACUGAUAAUCCUGAAAGAGUUUUUUUUUUUAAUAUAUAUUUUUCCUCGAUAUCCAAAAGGGAUUGAACAUGAAAUUUGAUAGUCUUGCAUAAUGUGGGCCUGUAAGUUUGGCCCUCUGAGAAGGAAUCAAUUAAUGGUUUGUAAGGAUCACACGUAAUCAGAUUAAAGGCACAUUCCCGCAUAAAAUUAAUUAAGGGUCAAACACACCGUAACUCCGAGUUAGACACCCCCUUGAGAGAUGAAUAUUGCUGACCACUUGCUUCUCUAGCUAUACCAACUUUAGUAACAACCGCAGGAUAGCAAUACACAAUGGUCUGUGGAGCCAUACACAAACCUCAACCAAAAAGCCACUCUAUAGCCACAAAUAAUGCUCAGAACAGCACUUAACUUCAUCAACAGUACAUAUAGGGUUCCAGCCAUAGUACUAGCCACCAAACAUCUUUUUAGCUUUGCCUGAUUUCUUUAGCAAACUAAACACAUCUCACCUGCUCUCUUCCAGCAGCAGCUUGUUUGUAGCGAGACCUCGGACCAAUCCAUUACGGACUGCUGUGGGGUGAUGCAGCUCAAGGAAGAACAUUUAUGAUCAUUGCUACAUAGAAAUGCAAUCAGACCGAGACGCUAAGGCAGAAGAACUAUCACGUCUGCAGUGCAAAAUGAUUAAAACUGUGAAUAUUACUCAAAGGAAAUGAUAAAGUAAUGAUCAUAAAUAUUCUUCCUUGAGCUGCAUCACCCUGCAGCAGUCCGUAAUGGAUUGGCCCGAGGUCUCGCUACAAACAAGCAGCUGCUGGAAGAGAGCAGGUGAGUUGUGUUUAGUCUCUUUGCUAAUGAAAUUAGGCAAAGUUAAAAAGAUGUUCGGUGGCUAGUAUGGCUGGGACCCUAUAUGUACUGUUGAUGAAGUUAGGUGCUGUUCUGAGCAUUAUUUGUGGUUAUAGAGUGGCUUUUUGGUUGAGGUUUGUUAAUGGCUCCACAGACCACUGUGUAUUGCUAUCCUGCGGUUGUUACUAAAGUUGGUAUAACUAGAGACGUAAGCCGUCUGCAACAUUCAUCUCUUGAGGGGGUGUCUAACUCAGUGUUACACUGUGUUUGACCCUAAAUUAAUUUUAUGCCGGAAUAUCCCUUUAAAAGCUUGACGAUAUAGUUCAUUGAUAGAUGAGAGUCUGUGUAAUCUGUCUUGUUUUCUGUCAUUGCAAAAGCUCCCCUGAUGUCACUCCUGCAGAAAUGCUGUUGACAUGCAGCGGUUUUUAAUGUGUGACCGUGGGAGUUCUCUAAAAGAAGCACCUUAUCUUGUUUAACCAGGGUCCAACGCACAAGAAGGAAAUGCCAGGCCUUGCUGAUGGGUGCAUACAAAUUGCUUUGCUAUUAAUGUGUUGUUUCCUUAUGAGGUCAUAUUGUAUUUCAUGAGUCACCCUCUUUCCCAGCGGUGUACCGAUCAGAGCAGUGUUGUGUUAAGGGAUGCCAGGAUAUUGCCUGUGCUAUCCUGAGGGCCUACUGGGCAUCUGUUAUUACUCCCAAGUGUUGUGCAGAAUGUUUGCUUGUCUUGAGUUUAUUCUUAGCAUACACUUUUUCUCUCUGUCUCUGUUGAUGUGUGUCUGCAGCUUCAAAGACUAAAACGCUCGCUGUCCUUCAAGACCAUGAUGCGAAGCAAAAGUGUGGAGAACUUCUUCCAGAGGUCCUACAGUGACGCUCGCCUGCCCCCGGAUUUCAUCACCGAUCCCCCGCCUCCCUCUCCCCCUCUGCUGCCUGGCUCUCCUCUCGUUGGCGACCGCUCUCCCUCAGUUUCGCCGUCUCUCAGCCCUAACCUCUCCAUCUCCUCCCACUCCCCUUCUCUCAGCCUCUCCCCAUCACUGCCCACCAAGCCUGCCCGGCCUCAGAUCACCCACUGUUUCCAGGACCAUGUUUUCCGCAAGCCCACCAACUGUCAGCACUGCAAGCACAUGAUAGUGGGUAAGGUGGCCAGCCAUCUCUCUGGGCUAUUUGCUGUUUACAAGCAAACACUUAGCUGUGGUUUGCACAGGAUAUCUGGCCUCCCUGUCUUUGUUUACCUGAUAUUUCAUGUGGUGCAAAAACAUUUGAAGGGAAGAGCAUCACCUCUUGGGCUCAUGACAUUUACGGUUUUCUUUGGAAACAUUUGCAACAAGAUUAAGAAGCCAAAUUUAGACAUGUUGUAAGUUACUUCCCUUCACUUUCUGGUGGAUAGUUUGUAGAAAAACCAGAUACUAUGGAAAUGAGGAACAUAAUGAUGUGAAGACUCACAAUCAGCGUAAUUGGACAAUUAUACGCAAACACUGACUCAGAUGAUAAGGCAAUGAGUAAUAGCAACGAGGCCAUUUGUCACACGUAGGAGCAGUUUAAUGUAUCUUUUAAUGCUCUGCUAGAAAGCGAAUAUGCAUCAAUGUCAAACUAGUCCAUAAAAGAUAUGGUGGUUUCAAAAGUCCCUUAAACUAAUGGCAGCCUUUUUAAAAAUGAGCUCAAUCUGGAUGCUUUGUUAGGAAUAAAAAUCAAAAAUAAAACAUCUUGUAUGUCUGAGAGUGUUGAUAGCUGCAGCAGCUUAUUGAGAGGAAUUGCAUCACUUUGAUUCUUGCAUGUACUGCGAGGGACUACCAUUAUUUCUGCUAAAUCUACUUCCUGUCGCUAUGAGUGAUUUCCCGCUUCCCCGCUCUUUAAGUCUCUGCUUGUAUUUUCUUUUGCGCGCAUGUAUUGUGGUUUUAUUCACGUAAUGCAUCACCUCUCUCCAGGUGCUCUCCUCCUCCUCCAGUCCCAAAACACAGUCCAGCCUCCGUUUUAUUGUUAAGCUGAUGACACAGAAUCAAUGUUUCUCAUCAGAGUAAAAGCAGUGUUUUCAUUCGGGCAACCAGAUGGACCUCUGCCUCUUUCAUAACAGACCUGUGGAUGUACAUCAGCUCAGGAAAUCUUUUAGUUUUAUUGUAGGAUGAAAAGCGACUCGACUUGUGGAUCACAAAAGCCCCAAACAAUCAACCAAAAUUUCAGACCACCUAAAUCACGAGGAGAAGGUCGCUCAGUCCUCACAGACAUGUAGCUCUGCAGCACUUGAAAACAAAGAUGAAAAAGCAAGAUGCAUGGAUGUCGAAUUGAUUAUGAUUGAGACAUCUCCAGCUGGUUUCAAUCUCCGCAGGUAGUUGUAGAAGAUGAGCCGUUGAUUAUGAAGCUGUUCAGCUCUGAGAGGUGCGACAGCUCGAUAAGCCUGAGACAGCUCUUGACUUUACACUUUAGCUGUGCAGAGAGAAACCUGCUCAUAUGAUCUGAAGUCCACUUUGGUUUGUUAGUCCUCUCUAUCCGUAUAGCAGAUGUGUGGCCUGCUGUGAGUCUAUUUGUGGCAGCCUCUAUGUCCCAACAUCCCCUGCCCUAACUCUGUCGUCUUUGUCCCUCUCUGCAGGAAACUCCAAACAGGCUCUGCGGUGUAAAACAUGCAAGAUGGCUGCUCAUCUAUGGUGCACCUCAGAGCUGUCUCAGCAGCUUUGUCAUGGAAAGGUACGAAUACAAUCAGUGAAUUUAAUGUUGCUCUUAUUUACAUCACUGUAGUUUUUUCCCCUCCUGGAAAAAUAAUCUAAUUUCUACACAAAGGAUGCAAUUUUAAAAAUCUAGUUUGUUUUGGUGUGUGUGUGGAUGUGGUGAUCCUGUAUUUAGUGGCACCAGGACUUUGUUAACUUCAGACUGAUUGUUAGCUAGCUGUCUCUACGCUCUGUGCCAGGCCUACAUACCUCAAACCUCGGCUUAGUAUUCAACACUAAAAAAAGUGGUCUUAGUAUAAAAUUGAAGUCAAAAUAAAUAGGAAAAAAAACAUGUCUUUUUUAAAGCUGUUUUUGUGGGCAGGAGGCAGUAAAUGUGGGGUGUUUAGAGUGGGAGGUGACCUGAAGUACAAUAUUAAGGCCAGGAGUCAAACCAGAGACCACUGUGAUCGGGAUCAGGCUCUUCUCUUCUCUUACAUAUAUAUAUAUAUAUAUAUAUAUAUAUAUAUAUGUAUAGGACUAUAACCUCUAUAUAUGGGAAAGCUUGAAUUGUAAUUGCCUGUAAUUGCGCUUUUUUUCACGUUGUCCCUGUAGAUAUAUCACACACUCACACACUGAAACACACACUUACCUGUCAGUCUUUAAGAUGAUACAAUGACAGAACAGAUGCAGGACGCAUCUUUGUGCGCUUAGAGAUAAAAGGUGCUGAUUAGGCUGACUCAAAUCAAAUCCUCACACCAUCUUGUGAAAGAGAAAAAAAAAACAAGAAUAUCUAUUUAUAUCAGUAUUUUUUCUUUCUGCUUAACACCUAGAAUAGUUGAUUUUAUUGGGUCUUUUAUUCAUUAUGUUUAUCUAUAUUGUUGGUUUUUUGUUUGUUUGUUUUCAUUGUUCAUACAGCUUUUAUUGUUUUUACUGUUUCUGCAAUCCUCAACCCGAAAGCUUUUUGGUAGGCCACCGGCUGUUUUAAAUGUGCUAUGCAAAUAAAGCUGACUUUGACUUUGACUAUGACAUUGACUUUUAAGUAAAUUCAUCUAUCAGGCCACAACAACACCCAGUUACUUGGAACUUGAGAUUUCAGAUACCUCAAGGCUAAAAGGAAGGACACCUCAAUGGGGACUUAAAAGCAUAGAGUAGUGCAGUUCUUUGGGUCUCAUGUGUCUCAUCCCAAUGUGGGAAUAUGAAUUUAGACACAGGUUGAAGGGCAAUGGUAGAAGGUGACGGCACCAGAGAGUAAAUUGAGAAUGAUUGCAGACUGAGAUUUUGUAUUUAUCCUCCAGAGCAGACAGAGGACAUUAGCAUGCAGCCAGAGGCAAGACCCACUGAGGGCCACUUGGAAGAUUUGAAGAGCACUGUGUUUAAAUAAAAAGACAGACAGACAGACAGAGGAAGAAGAGGGAGGCUGAUGAGGGAAGCUUAGGUACAAUAUCAACAGCCAACAACUGGGAGAUAGCAUAGUAACAAACGUAUGACUUAUUACCCUCGACUCAGAAUAAGUGUGUCUUCUCAGCAUAAUAUGACAAAGUGAGAGGCUCAUUUGCAAGUCAAAGACAAUUGGACAUCUCAGCUGCAACACAUUCUGCUUAAUUCAGUGUGAAAUUGCGGUUGUGUGGACUCGCACAUGGAGAAUCACAUGUUGGCGGCAGGUGUGUUAGCCAUGUAAUGUGAAGGGCUGAGCACAUUCCUCGGUCAUAAAUAGAAGCAGAAAGAGACGACUCUUUGUGUGCAAGAAAUGAGCUCUUUCAUCAGUGCAGUUUCCACAGUAGUCCUCCACAUCCAUCAAAGUGUCUUUAUGUGAAAUUCUGAUUUACAAAUAAGUACAAGUAUCGUUCUAUCAGUGGAUCUACUUCCUUUCAGCUUUAGAGAAAGUAAUAAAAAAAAACUAAAGCUCUCUUUUCUCCUCUUAGUCUGGAGCUUUCAAGCGAAACUUCAGCUCGCCGAUGCUCGUCAAUGACCAGUUGUCUGUCGUCAAGGAAGUUCAGCCAAGUCAAGGUGAGCACACCUGAGUGCCUACGUGAGUGUAUGUGUGUGUAUGAAAGAUUGCAUGUUAUGUCUCUGUCUCGUGUGCUUUUGUUUUGCAACGUUGCUCUUGUCCAGUCUCUUGGUUUUAUUUUAGAUUUUUUUGGCCUGCUUGUGCGUGUUCUGUAAGAAAAGCUGAACUGUCUCCAUCUUAUCUGACAACCGAGGAGCAUGAAGUGGGAAAAUAGAAAAGAACAAAUUCAGCUUCUCAAGGUAGCUGAUGGACGGUCUGCACCCUGAAAGUAUGUGGAUAAAUAUUUAUAAGCUCUAAUGUGUUUGUUUUUGACAUCUCUCUCUUCCAGCUGAUAAAACAUUUGAAAUAACUCUCUUGAACUUUCGCUUGCAUGUUUAAAGUCCCGCUCCGAUUGUAUCUUUUUUUUACUACUUAAAGUGUACUCAGUGGUUUUUUAAUUGUGAUUAUGAAGUUUUUAGCCAAAAUCACAUUACCUGUGUCAUUUUCAAGGGCUUUUCUUCUACAGAGCUCCAGUAGCUCAUUAGCAAUUCGCCUCUGAGUCAUGGGCGGAGACAGCACUGCUCUGCACACUCCUCUUCACACUAGCUUGGAGCCUAACAUUGCCGGUGUAGUAAAAGUGGCAGGUAACAUACGAACUAUUCAGCUCUUGUACACUAAUGUCUUUAGGGACAUGAUGAAAGUUAAUAUCAUAAUUAGCUUUCUUACGGGCAUUGCAAUCUGCUAACGCACACGCUUGUUCUGCGAUCGUCCUCCCAAUUUCUCUGAGAGUGGCCUGCACAGCGUGGCUGCAGGGGCAGAGCUUGAAUUUGCUACAUAGGAAAUCUCACUGUGUCUGAACCAUAGACUGUAUAUAAAAAGAAAUGCCCUCUGCCUCCUCGCUGGGUGAAGCCACUCCGAGAACAACACACUCUGCUUAUGGUAUUGUGGACAAACUUUGAAAAUUUAUUACACAGAAUAUAAAUUUUCCUCUCUCCUUCUUGCGAUGUUGACAUGUAGUUACCGUAAGACUGGUUUGUGCUCAAGUCCUCUUUUUCUGUACAGCUCCAUUUUUAAAAGUUAUUAGGGGGUUCAUGUUUUCUAUGAUUGACACUUGAAACAGCCUAUGGGCAUACAAGGAGUGUGUAGCUCACCCAGGGGAUACACUGUUUGAGCUGAGCAUCAUAACAGUGACUCUCCUGCUGAAUGUGUACAAUACUACUGCGCAAAGUUGGUUUCAGGAUAUGAAGAAAAAUCGCGGAAAUACCGAGAGCUUUUCGGCUUCAGAUUCCUAUACUGGCAGAAGGCGGAACCAAGUUGUCCAUAGUAUAUACAGUCUAUGGUCUGAAUCUGCUGUUUGGGUCUGUCGGAGAUUCACAGCAAUUUGAAAGCAGAAAUACUCAGAAAUGCCAUUUCACAUUUAAUUUUCUCAUUUGUCCUGUAGCAUCAGAAAAAUACCAUAAGAACAUGUAGACAACAAAAAAAAAAGAUUUUUAUCGGAGCGGGUUUUAAAGAACAACAAACAAAAAUUCUGCCCACUUUUGGGUUAGUCCUCUCAAGCUUUGUUCAUCAUAUCACCCGCCUGUUUUCACAAAGAGACUCCAAAUUUACAAAACACAUCACAUCUUUUGCCAAUUUGAUAUGUCAUCGUCACUCUGUCUUCUUCUAUUAGUGAAGUGAACAAGCUUGAGGCCAAACACACUGACAAAAGCUGCUCCAAAAGUAGCUGAACUUGUUCUUCCUUUCAUCAUCUUGUCAUAAAAGCGACUUUUUCUUUACUAUUUCAAUCACAAAGACGAAAAGAGAAACAGCCCAUCAUCUCUUUUUACUGUAUGCCUUAGUGAAUCAGGGUUAGCACCUCAUGCUGUCACUUUAUGGUGUUAUCCAUGAAUCAGGCUACAAUUAACCUAGAGCUCUGUCAGCACCAUGACGCCUGCGAGUGUGCCAGGGCCAGCUGACACUGCAACCUGUCAAACUCACUGCCCCACACUCUACACCAUGUCCUCAUAAUUACUGCAAACCAAAGGCUCAGUAAAACUCUGAACUCGUCUUUAUGCAUAUGAAUAUAAAAGGGUAUUUUUUCGAUUGGUUUACUCACAGUGUCUAUUAUUUCCCAUCUUUUGCCUUUUUAGCAUAUGAAUUGAAGAAUAUGAAUCCAUGCUUAUUUAUGAGCCUGUAGGAUUGAACCGUAUAAUGGUUAUGGCUCCAAGUUGCAUUCUUGUAAGAAACAUAAAAAUUAGAUUAUCUGUUGAUGUAAGUGAUAUUUAAAGUGACUUGUCGCUCUGGAUGCUGAUAACAUUAUUUCAAAGUUACAGAUGUAAAAGUUGGUUGUUUUUGUUUUUUGUCAAACUUUGUUCAAUCACAAAAGCUCAAGGUUUUACAGACAUACCAUUUUAUUAACCUCUCCUUUUGUGCUGAAAGGAAAGCUGAAAGGCUCAGAAAAAUCCUCUUCUGUAUAGAUAAAGGGCCUAUAGAGUCGUGCAGCACAGCACAGCGCUUCUUGGCUUACAUACUUUCACAUACAGUAGAUUUGCUCUCUGAAGAGAUAGCUCCAUCUCCGACUUUUACAACGAAUCAGGAGGAGAAAUAAGCUCUAUCACAUUCAAAUACUCACACUUGUGGAGCAGAUAUAAGACAUUCUGGCUGAAGAGUUUCUGGUUUUAAGUGCUCCUGUGAAAUUAUUCAUCUGUCUGGCAAGAGGAUAGAGGUACUAACUCCAAUAUGAAUCUGUUAUGAUUACAUCCUGGCCACACACACAAAGAGUGCAGUGAGAUACAUUCUGCCUUCUAUUUUCAAUAGCAUUGAGCCAGAUGGAAGAAAAGGCAGGAACAUUUAAUUCCUAACUUCAGAUAUACUCUGAUAGUCGUGAGCGCUGCCAUCCACAUGGCAAGGCACAGCAAAGAGUUUCUGAGGAUUUUCGUAUUUUCAAACGUAAUUUCUUACUCGCUAUCUCAAUUAUUACUCAAGAUAUAUAACAGCUAUUGGAAGUAAGCCAUAUCCAUUUCUAAUAAAUGAAUGGAGAGUAAAUCGCAGGGCAUACUGGAGAUGAAUUAGAACAUCCUGAUGUGUCUUUAACUUUUGGCCGCAGUCCUCUCUUGGAUUUAAAGUGGGUCACUUUGGUCCAGGACUUAUUGAGUUACUAUGGUUAAAUUUAGGUCCUCUGCUUCCUCCUGAUUGGCACAGGCACAUUAAUAAUGAUGUUCAGUAUAAUCUUGGUGUGUAGUAGAGGGUGCAGUGUGUGUGUAUGUGUGUGUGUGUGUGUGUGUGUGUGUGUGUGUGUGUGUGUGUGUGUGUGUGUGUGUGUGUGUGUGUGUGUGUGUGUGUGUGUGUGUGUGAGGAGCAGUGUCAAUUGGAACAAAUUAGAAUUUGUGCUUGUAAAUUCAUUUUGCAUCAGUGUGUGGGUGCAUGAGUUUUACGAAUGUGUGUGUGUCUGUGUGCGUAUGUGUGUGUGGUUUCAGAGGCUGCAAGGAUGCGUGUAGACCCCGUGUAUGCCGCCUUGCGCUACGGGACGUCCUUGGCACAGAUGAGCCGCUCCAGUUUUGGCAGUUUGUCAGAGUCACCGACACGCAGCCCGGUAUGACAUCAUCGCCCUGUGGCAGGUCCUGUUUGAUUAAGACAUUCAAAACUUUUGCAGCGUUGACCCUUUUAAUAAACUACUGAUAAAGUAGUAAAAGAUAACAUGGCAAUUUCAGAUAUGUGCCAGACUAGGUCACAGAUUCAUUGCCUUUGUGCUAGGCUAAGCAAACCAGGUGCCAUAGCAUAGUGCUACUGGGAGCAGGUCAAAGCAAGCAAGCCAGAAGGGGAGCCCAGAUAUGCCACUUUUAAGCUGAUUAAAAGUUCCUCAUAUUUAGUGUCAGGCCAGUUCCCUACUUAAAUACAACUUUGUGGAGAAGUUCUUAAUUGGGAAACUGGGGAACAUCUAUUGCAAACAUAAUGGAUGACAGUGGUCUCUGUGCUCCUCUCAUUAAAAAUGGUGCUGAGCCGGUGUGCACACUUCUGCAACAAGGACUCAUCUUUGCAUUGUGCAUUCUGAAUAAUUCAGAGCUGAGUAAAUUUAGUAUCAAACACAACCUUUCACCUCCUGGUGCUAACAUGUCAUUUUGUCCUCACUGUUUCCUCCUUUGGUAAGGGCGAGGGAGGUGAGGAGAGGCAGCAGAGGCAGAGCAGUAUGGAGGAAGAGAUAACACAAGAGACAGGGGGUAAACACAGCUGAGCAUCUGUUUUUUUUCCAUGUAUGUGCUGUGUGUCCAUGCAUAUGUGUGUCCAUGCAAACCUUGUGUCUAACUGUGCAUGUCUGUCUGAGAGCGUGAGAGGUGUGAUUUGUCAAGUGGAAAAAUAAUUACUUCCCUGAUUGUGUAUGUGUAUACCUGGUGCCCUAAAAGGAAAAAUUCUCACCCCUUCCAGACAUCCCUGUCCCAGAGCCUGAGGUGGAGAAAGAGGAAGAUGAGUGCAGCAGCCAAGCUCAGACUCCUGCAGAGGACAGCAGUGUAAAGGUAGCACAGAUUUAAUCCUUACACACACUUUCACCCUCUGUUUUAUCCUUCAAGCAAGUAUGUCCGCCUCACAUCCUCGCUGUCUCUCCAUGUCUUUAGAUGCCAAAGCGAAUUGAAGUUCACUCCAUCCACACCUAUGUUGCUCUUUACAAGUUCCUGCCCCAGGAACCAAAUGACCUGGAACUCCAGUGAGUAAGCCAAACAGGCCCUGUCAUGUGAAAGCACCACAGCUGUGCUUUUUUGGGGGUUUUCUUUUCUUUUUGUGCAUGCAUGCAUGUGGUUUCUCCUUUGUUUUACCCUGGCAGUUGUUUCUGCAGGAAGAAAAUGUCCCCACCAACUGUGGAGGACAGUGCACGACACCCUUAAGGACGACUAAUUAUAAACUUGUAGCCCGACACUGUCCCCUUGUAGAGGUAGUGCCUGAGCUGUGAGCCCAGCAGGGGAAAGGAUGAAGACAGCGAACAACUGAGAGAUGAAAGGAUGAGCGGGCACAGGAGAGGAAGGCAUAGAGCCAGAGAUUAGUGAGGAAAGGAGGUCCAGGAUGGAGAAACAGGUGGAGAAAUCUAAGAGUGUAUAUAGAGGAGUAAAGUCUAUAUCCACACUCAGAGACAAAUGAGGACAAAGAAAGGGAAGACAGAGCAGUAGAAUGAGGGCAGGAUGUGUGUGUGUGUGUGUGUGUGUGUGUGUUUGUUUGUGGGGGGACAGCUUUUACAAAGGUAGGAGAUCCGUGUAACAGCCAUCUGUGCCGUGACUUCGCCUGUGUGCCUGCAGAAUACACGAGCAACCGACUCAGAGCAUAUUGUGUCUCCAUGCUUCUGUCAGAGCGUGACGAGAGAAGACUGUAGGAGGCAAGAAUGACCCAGUAUUUUAGACAAAACAGAGAACAGACCAAAGUUUGAUCUGUUGGACAGCUUUUAGCUAACUGUGUGGUCAUUUAGGGAAAAGUCUGAGUGCAUUUUCAAAGCACACAGCAGAAUAUAAAGUAUACGCAAUCACAUCCAUCUCAUGGUUCCAACUGGGUUUUCACGGCCCCACUCAAAACGACCUGAGGCCCAUUAUCAGUCUGAGGCCCAGCGAUUAGGGACCCCUGGUUUGCAUGACCUGACUGUAACCUGUUAUUAUGAGCUCUUACCUCUGUGUCUCUCCCUGCCUCAGCAACUAUUUGUGGUAAUCAGACAGACAGACAGACAGACAGACAGACAGACAGGCAGGCAGGCAGACAGGCAGGCAGGCAGGCAGGCAGAGUCAAUGGACAAAAAUUCAAACCUGAAACAAACAAAGGAUAUUUGAUCACAAAGUCUGGUGUUGCUCAAUCAGUGCAAGAAAUAGGGAAUGAUUUUAGAUUUUUUAGAUAUUUUGAUGAGAAAUAAAUAUAAAUGCCCAUCCACAGGUAAGAGAGGAGGACUUGCUCAUCAAGCAGAUACCUAAGUUUAAAUAGAGCAUCCUCACAUCAGACAUUUGGGGAUAUUUUUGAGAAAACAGACUUAAUCAAUGUGCUAAAAAAAAGUGAUAGUUCAACAUUAAGUUUCAUUUCAUUUCCAGUCAGUGCUCCCUGUUCUAAUGUACCAGUAAGCUUGAUGUAAUAGAGCCGUCUUUCAUGGCAUUUGCUGCCCUUGUGCUUCUGCCACAUGAUGACAAAAAGUGUCUGAAAAAGGUCUUUGUAUGUAUCGCUAGGUUUAUGGUUUAAUGGGGGCUGAGAGUGCUUGGUGUGUGGCUGUUUCGAGUGGUAGAGAAAGUCUUCUUGUUGGAUUACAGGGAUUUUAACUGUAGUUUGUCUGUUUUAAAGAAAAUAAAAAACUUCCAAAUCACAAGUGGAAGUUUUGAAGGAAAGACUAAGAGCUCUCUAACUUUACAUUUUUCUAAACAGUUCAACACAGAAACCGGAGUUUCACACUUUCAUCUGGAGCUGUAGGAGUCCAGAAAUAUUGAUCAAAAGCACAAACAAAAGUGACAUUUGGUUGCAUUAGACUCACACUUUUGGAGUCCGUAGAAGUGUAUUUUUCCAGUGCAGAGCAGAGCUGCUGUUCAGGCAAACUUAGUCAAACUUUUGCACAACAAACACAACAUAAAAACUGUGACCUGUGCACGUGGAGAAACUUUCAGUGAGCUGAGUCUUUGUUUCAUACUGAAAAAGUUGCCUGUAAAAGUUUGUAUAUAUGGGUCUCACCCCAGUUACUAUGUUAUGUAACUUUGCGUGUGUGUGUGUGUGUGUGUGUGUGUGUGUGCUAAUGGUCAUAUAGGGCAGAAGUGAGAGCAGGAGCUGUAACAUACUGGGACAGCACUUUCUCUCCCUGUAUAUCUAGGACAUUGGCUACGCUGUGCUUGCGUGUGUGUGUGUGUGUGUGUGUGUGUGUAUUUGUAUGAAAGUCUCAUCAAAAACUGCUCCCAUCAUUAGCAUGCAGGCGAGGUUGGCGACAGAUCCGGUCUAGCUUUCACGGCUGCUGCAGCAGAGUUGUAUUUCAUGUCAACCUCAUGACUUUGGUGUCGGUUGCUUUGUCACCUCAGCAGACGGACACAAAGACUCUUCAUCAUUUUAACCUCCACAGCUUCGUUACCCUGGAUACAACAGCCUGCUAUGGCUGUCUGAUAAUGUUAUCUUCUGUUCUCACCCUCAACUCUCUUUUGGUUCUUUUCUUGCUGCGCCUCACACUCUCUCUUCACCUUUCUCUCUCCACCUCCAUCAUCUCUCAUUAAAUGCGUCAUUUUUUUUAGUCUUCUAUUUUGUCUUAUCUCCUCUAGACCUGGUGAUCGGGUGCAGGUCACUGAUGACUCUAAUGAAGAGUGGUGGAAGGUGGGUUAUGAAUCAUUUGCCAACAUCAGUGCGAGUGUGUGAGCCCUCUUGUGCGCUUGUUGAUAUGUAAAUAGUGUGUAUUUGAGUGUAUAUUAAUAUGUGUGCACGGAUUCAGUGCGAGGAUGUGUUUGGUAAUUCAAGGCUGUAAAUCAAGCCUUUAAUGCAGAACACCUGCUCCAUUUUUCCUGUGAUCAACAUGCAGGCAGCCACAGACAGAAAUAGAAACACAAUUUUCUCCGAAAAUUACUCAGAGUUUAACAUAAUGAACUUGACUAGUGUUGAAACCCAAAAGAGCUCUUUAUUGACUCUGUAAUGAGCUUCACUAGCUCCCCAUGGAAAUGAAUGUGCAUCAGUGAGUGUGUGUGUGCAUGUGUUUCAGUCACAGAAAAAAACAGACACAUCCAGACUUUAAUGGUUAUACUGAAGUUUAGUCUAAUCUCCCCCCGCUGGACCGAUGUUUACUCACGUCGAUGAAGUCUGAAGUGAAGCAGCAACCAUGAAACACCUUAAAUCAACACUGCUGCAAGCCCUAAAUUAUGUAUUAUUUGUGAGUCAUCCAUUCAUUACUUAUGUAUAGCUUGUGAAUCACUCCAAUAAACACAUAAACACCUGAAGCAUGGGGCGAUAAACAGUGAAAUACUGCCGCAUAAUGAGGUUUAAUCAGACAUCAUCUGCUUUUACUAGUAAACAAAGGGCCAUACUUGGCUGGUGCUGUUUUUCUUCAAAUAUAUGGAAACAAAUCUGCCAUUGAGGUUACACAUUUCCUCAUUUGCAUUUAAAAACAACAGUCACAUUAAUUUGAAUAAUUUAAAAGCUGUUUCCACACUUACUCAUCGCACAGAGUGCUAGUUAAUGUGUUGCCGUCUGUCUCAGUUUGUCCUUAAUUGUUUAUUAACAUUAGAAAUAGAGAAAAUUGAAGCCAACAAAAUAUCGCUCUUAGUUUAAACUGACAUAUAGAUGUUGACAACAUUUACAUUUGUCAGCAAGUUCAGAAAAAUCCUGCCUGGAGGGUCAGAAAUUCAUCCCACUACUUAUCCACCUGUAAAACACAUGGUCACCAACAAAGUUAACCAGGGACUAAGAGGCGAAACAAACUGUUAUAAUGUGUAGAUAGUGUGAGACUAGAUGAUUCAAUGCAGCAUGUGAUCUGGAAGUUAUCAUGACAACAGUAGAAGUUACAAAUAUUAAGACAUUGUGCUGCUCUCCUGUGUUUGUCAGGGUAAAAGUGGCGACAAAGUCGGCUUCUUUCCUGCCAACUUUGUGCAGAGGGUCAGGCCAGGAGAGAGAGUGUGGAGGGUUGUCCAGGGUCUUCCCGGCAAUCGAGAAAGAGGACACAUGGCCGUGCGGGAAUCCCAGGUAUGCAUAAUUCUUCAGCUCUCUCUUACUGCUCUGUUGCUAUCUUUCUUUCUUUGUGGUUUAAUUGAGCUAGAAAUAGAUCAGCUGUUUUUGAUUCAUUUGUGGACUUAUUCCAGACUUGGCAACUCAGCCAGAAUUGAAAUAGCUACAAAAUGUUCAGGGAUGUGGCAGCCACCCACCACUUGUCUGGGCUGUAGCUCCAGUCAAUGGCUGCCGCCAUACUGUGUUGAUCUACCACCCAGGUGUAAACAAACACAGUGGACAAAUGAAACCUCACAGACCUAAAAAAAGGACACUAAGGGCCUGAUCUACUAAAUGUUUGCAUGUGCAAAAACACAUACAAACUUGAUAGUGCACGCAAACCUGAUCUACUAACUGGGUGCACUGAGGAUUGCGUCUGUCAAAUGAGCAAAACAGCAUGCGCAAUUGAUUUAGCGUGUUUGCCUUCAUGAAUAUGCAGAAUGUAUGUAGAUCAUCAGAACAUACAAAAUUCUGGGAGGAGCACAUGCAAAUGGAAUCAUUUAACGACCGCAAUGUGAUCUAUCAAACCCGGAAACCAAUUGCGGUCGCUCUUUUGCGUCUAUAUUUAGCACGUUUGAAAGGCACAUGCAAACUGGAGCAGCAUUGCGCACGGUAACUGUGGAGAGAAGGAUGCAGAAGUGCCAUGAUACACGCCAUGAUCCUUGUCAAAAAGCUCGUGAUUUAUUUCGUUUUUCCAGUUAAUGACGAUUUUCAUAAAUAAUAAGGUCAAACACAGAACAAACAAAAGUUAUCUGUUUGUCUUAUUGAUUUUAAAUCGUUUUAGUCCCUUUUUAGAUUUCUAGUAUAUCUUCUUGCAUCUGUAAAGCACUGUGAAUUGCCUUGUGUAUGAAUGGAGCUGUACAAAUAAACUUGCCUUGCCUUUUAUGCAGUUCCCCAAAACGAUAUGUGCAACUCCAUGGUUUCAAACUCUCUGCUCUCACAAACUCUCCAUGGUGACAGCCGAUAGCGCACACAAAAUCUCUGUUUAAAGAGGGUGGUCCGCACCACUUUUGCUCCCGCUAUCAAUUGCGCACGCACUGAUAGUAGAUCACCCGCAACACUCCCACUAAUAGUACGUGCAAAUUUUUAGUUUGCACACGCAAUUUAGCGUUCGCCAUUUUGGAUCUUAGUAGAUCAGGCCCAAAGUAUGUAUGCUGUCAACAAGUCAACUCUGCAGCAAAUAUAUAUAUAUAUAUAUAUAUAUAUAUAUAUAUAUAUAUAUAUAUAUAUAUAUAUAGAGCUCUGGCCUUGUGGACUUGUGGAGGGGGGGGGGGGGGGGGCCUUAAAGUGACAGUAGCUUAAAACAGAAAGCUAGAGACACAGGCUGAAAUAAUGAAAUUUUGAUACACCACUGUGGGAAAUUUGAGUCUUUAUUUUGACUGAAAAUUAGGUUAAGCUAUAAAAGAGGGAUCAGAAUGGAAAUAUAGAGAAAUAUAGAAAAUAAAAUAUAGAAAUAAAUAUAUAGAUAUAAAUGCAUGAUUUUCCCUCCUUAAUGUCUAAUGUUAAAUCAAGGUUAUCUUAUUAACUUUAGUCGAUAUUGAAUAACAUAUUCUUCUUUCAAAUGCUUGAUUUUUUAUGUAUUUUUUUUCUCAAGAGAAGUUUAAACUCUAUAUGCAUGCAAUUUAUCAUUGUCAUAUAAAGCCAUUAAUUACGAUAAUAACUAUAGUCAACUCUUAUAGAUGGCCAAGCAAGUUAGUCAAUUUCAAUAAUAGCCAAUUAUAGCACAUUUUUUAAAAUGAUCAAGAUGUUUAGUCAUAUAAUUUCUGUGUCCCUCUAGAUCUGUGUGGGGAAGUUAGAAGACGGUGAGAUGUUUCUGAAGGUGAGCAGUGGAAAGAAGAGAGGGCUGGUCCCGGCUGACUCUAUCGAGGAGAUCUGAGCCUCUGUAUGCACAUCACCAUCCUUCCAGUUUGACUUCCCGCGGGACACACCCUUGAUCAAACUAUUACCAUCCCCCUCCCUUCACUCAACUCAAAGACUGCAGCAGUCUCCUCAACCAGUCCCGGCUGACUUCAAACAAACACAGAUAAAGUGGAUGAAAAACAUACACUUCUGCAAAGAACAAAUCUCCAAAAACAAAUGGUUUUCUGCUGAAUUGGUUAACUGUCUUUAUAUGAGUCUUUAAUGGACUGAAUGGUUAUGUAGCAGUCCUGUUUUUUAAAAGAAAUUGUUUCACUGGAGUCUGGUGUUGCUGCAGAUUUAUCUUCCCAAUGCAAAAAUCAAUGUUUAGUUUAAACACAGCUAAGACAUGUCAAAGGCUCCAAAUGGGCUUACAUAAAGCAGAUUCUCAUUUUCUGUUUUCCUCAUUAAAAAGAAAUCUACCGACGUGGGAGUCCUCUCCUUUCCUUUUCUUUAUUAACAGAUUCGAUAUGUCUUGUUGCUGUCUGCUCAUGUCAGGGUCACUGGCCUGGGGAUGGAUACACACUCCAUGUAGACUGUUACAUGACUCAAAGCAUUCGCCAAGGACAACCACUGCCAGCCUAAGAAAGCUACUGCCGCUAAGACAAGGAAAUCAAAUAUAAGUGGCACACGUGAUCUAGAGAGAGUUCGAUGGAGUUCGAGGUGUGCUUACCAAGUUUAGAGCGCAGAGAAGAGGAGAUUUUCAUCAAAAAGGGCCUUUUCACAAAAAGCUUGAAAGAAUUUUCCUCUGACUUUUCAGUUUGAUGUAACUUUAAAAAAUCACCAAGAUCCUCUACACUCAAACCUAUCACUGUUUCAAACUUGAUUACAGAGCUCAAAUUUCCAGGAAUUCGUGAAAAAAAUCACUCUUUACUUUCAUGUUUUUGGUGGUAAUUUUCCAUCCAAGAACACAACAUGGAGCGUUGUAUCUUGACGGAAACGGAAACAGCAGGGACUGUAUAAGGUCCCUGUUUUUAUUCUCUUGAUGCGCUUUAGCCAAUAGACCUUGGCCAGUCUGGACACAUCACAACAGGGAUGUUUGUGACUAUGACAAACGAGUGUCACUGACAGUUUGACAACAAUAGAAAACAAAGGGAGAAGGAAGCGUGGUAUGAGGAGUGAGAUCAGGGCUGGACAGGUAUGAGUCAGUGAUUGCACACAGGUAGUGUUGUACCCAUGAGUGGACGAGUCAUCAUCGAUCAAACGUCAAACUGUCAUCUCCAUCUUCUUCUCCUCCUCUGUCUUGUCCUCUCCUUACUGAUGUGCCUUGUCAGAUCUGACACGAGCUGAAGGCAUUUCACGUGUCAACUUUUCAUGGGUAUGACUUCUAUCGAUUUAUUUAAUCACUACAGUGAUUAUUAUAAGAAAUUUGAUGUAUUCCUUUAGAAAAACAUCAUGUUUGAUGGUGGGAACAUCCUCCGAAACAUAUCGCUUGGGAAGGAUGAAAAGGGUUAAGGAAAUGUAAGCUCGAAGCAAAGAGUGGCACUUGAAAUAAUGGGAAAAUGUGUGUUACCGUCUUCUUUCAGAGUAGAGUGAUCAUCUGCUAGCUCCUUCAUUAGUCUACUUUUUAUUCUAUGGAACAGCCUUUAGAGUCUGUGAGGUAUAAGCUCCUCUUCUUCAUCACAAGAAUAGCACUUUGAUUUAUGCCAUUUGAAAUAAUUGUCCUUUUGUUUAAAGGAAGUCUUUUAGAGUGAUUGCUAUGUCACUUUGUUUCACCACCUUUAAGCUGAUAGUUGUCUUUAUGUGUCAAAAGUUUCUCAAGUAAAAAGCGUCCGAAAUGUGAAAAAUAAAAGACAUAGCAACAGCAGCCAUCUGAGGGAACAAUGGAGUUAAGCCAGAACUGGAGUCAUGAUUUUACUAAUGUUAGCUCUUUGUUUUCUUGUGUUGUACCUAGUUUCUAUAGUAUCACAUGUCCAAACCAUAGACUGUAUAUACAAUGGACAACUUGGUUCCACCUUCCAUUAUACGAAUUUGAAGCCGAAUUACUCUCGGUAUUUCCAGGAUUUCCUCCACUUCCUGAAACCACCACUUGCGUAGUAGCGUUGUACGCAUUCGGUGGGAGGGUCACUGUGAUGGCGCUCUGCUCAGCAUAUCCCCCCGGCCAAGCUACGCAAUCUUCAUACGCCCAUAGGCUGUAUCAAGUGUCAGUCAUAGAAAAUAUGAACUCCUUUCUACAGUUUGUCCGGUGCUCCAUAGAGAUUGCUGGAGGAGGCGGGAUUUAUGACCCAUACUGCAGCCCAUCACUAGAGGGUGCCAUUCUUUCGGUGGCUUCACCCAGCAAGGAGGCAGACGGUGUCCAUUCUAUAUACAGUCUAUGGUUCACACCUUUGAGAAGUCAAAAUGUAAAGUACCUGUUUAGAUGUAAUCUGAGUCCAGAGUCAUUGAUAAGCCACGUACCUCAAUAAAACACGUUUAUAAACA